AUGCAGAAGCUGUUCGUUCAAGAGACACGAAACUCACCCAGAAGGUUCAGCAUAUGUUGUCAGCAAGGGCGUGUAAAGCUACCACCUAGACGACAACCACCUUCACCUCUGAAAGAACUUCUCCAAAAAUCAAGCUUCAAAAUUAUGAUCCGAGUUGCUAAUGGAAUGUUAGCCUUCACAUCCAUGGGUGGCCAAAUUGACAACUCUGUUACUAACACUCCUGGACCCUUUUCAUUUAGACUUCAUGGGCAAACUCACCACAGAAUAUGUUCUCUAUUCCCACCAGAGGGAAAACCUCCGCAGUUCUCACAGCUUUACAUAGUCGACACAGACAAUGAACUGGCAAACAGAAAGAAGGCAUUCAGCAAGGGUACAUCCGCUCUAACAGUAGAUGAUAAUGUGAUGGCUGGUUUGAUCAAAAUGUUGGAUGAACAUAAUCCACUCGCCAAGACUUUCAGACAUGCACGAGACCGUAUCUUAUCUGGUGACACGGUUGAAUUCAGUGUAACUUUAGUGAAUCAGAAACAUCGAGGACGCCAAUAUGACUUGCCAACUGCAGGUGAGAUAGGUGGUUUGUACGUUGGCGACUUCACGGCUGACUCUGCAGGUAAAGAUUUAGUGCUCGAGUACAAGUCAUCUAAGCUGCAACGGAUCAGUGAUUUACACCCUCUGUACAUGAGUUUUCAGUACCCGCUGCUGUUCCCAUACGGAUACGAUGAGCGCAUACCUUAUCAAACCUCUGAAAACUCGAAAAUAAAACGAGAAUAUAUGACCAUGAGAGAGUACUACGCUCAUCAGAUCCAGACAAGACCAUCCGAGGGUAUGACAAUCAUUUUCUCUGGAAAAUUGCUUCAUCAGUAUAUUGUGGAUGCUUUCACUGCGACCGAGCAGGAAAGAUUGCGCUUCAUUAGACUUAAUCAAAAACAACUGAGAGCUGAUUUAUAUCAAAACGUCUGCAAUGCUAUGGAAAGUGGAGAUACAGAUGCUAGAAAAACUGGAAAAAAAGUCAUUCUACCUUCUUCUUUCACAUCAAGCCCUCGAUAUAUGUCUGAGAAAUAUCAAGAUGCCAUGGCUAUUUGUCGUUGGUAUGGUAAUCCCAAUUUGUUCAUCACAUUCACAGCAAACCCAAAUUGGGUUGAAGUGAAGGAACACCUAGAAGUUUACGGAGGUGACUCACCGAACAAUAGGCCAGACCUUGAAUGCAAGGUUUUUAAACUCAAGUUGGAAGAGCUCAUGUCAGACUUCAAGAAAGGCGUCUUUUUCCCCAAACCAGCUGCAGUGGUCUACACAAUUGAGUUCCAGAAGCGCGGCCUCCCACACGCGCAUAUCCUUCUUUGGUUCGAGGGGUUUAAAGGAGAAGACACAGCUGAAGUCAUUGAUAAAUAUAUAUCAGCCGAACUACCUGACAAGGAAACAGACAAAGAGGGUUUCGAGUUAGUUUAG
This is a messenger RNA of Brassica oleracea var. oleracea, 1443 nucleotides long. RefSeq lists its product as uncharacterized. NCBI's taxonomy places the organism in Eukaryota, Viridiplantae, Streptophyta, Magnoliopsida, Brassicales, Brassicaceae. The coding region runs from base 1 to 1443 and encodes 480 amino acids. The record is from RefSeq and is a predicted model, not a curated record. The transcript is spliced from 2 exons.